Molecule: messenger RNA, 507 nt
Organism: Trypanosoma conorhini
Lineage: Eukaryota; Euglenozoa; Kinetoplastea; Trypanosomatida; Trypanosomatidae
Exons: 1
Coding region: 1-507 (168 amino acids)
Source: RefSeq, a predicted model, not a curated record
AUGCACCGCACUCGACCUAGUGAACGGGGCAAAAGAGACGAGGUCAUAGCGAGACAAGACCGAACUCGCCCUCAUCACGGGAGUAUCACCGAACUGGCCCAGAAGAGUGAGAAUGUCCUUUUCUUUCUCCAUCGCGUCUUCCAGGACGGUGAGGUAUUUGCCCAAAUCAGUCUCCCUUUCGACAAUCUCAACCCGAACGUCGCCCGCAGCCGUGGAGUUGUGCGCCCUCAGCGACGCAUGCACGCCAGCGCAAAAAGCGAUGGACAUAGAGGUGAGUUGUUCAAGAUCAUUUCGCUUCAUCAGCAGCACCUUCACUGGGGUGCCAGGAGCUAUUGCCCCGACGGCUGCGUUGUGCGGGGGCAACGGAAGCAGCAGAAGGACGAGAAGGAGGAGGCACGGCGACGCCGCAGAGGGCCGCAAGCCAAAGUGCGCACUGCAACCACGCCGCCUCCAGCACACCGCCAUACUCACCGCUGCCUUGCGAUUGUCUUGCUGUGUAGCCUGUAG